UUUUUUCGUAGGUAUAACAAUUCUGUAUUUUUAUGUGUUAGAUUUUAAACAGACACAUACACACAAGUGUUUGCGUGUUGCUGGAAUACAUUUUAAUGACUGUACAAACGAAUUAAACAGUUCUUCACAUAUAUACUUUAUAUUACAGAGUAUAUCCAGUUAAAGCCAAUUCGCGCUAAGCAGGUCACUCGAGCCACGACCAUAGUCGAGCAGAGAAGUGGUAUCGCCCUAUUGAAGGGAAAUGUGGCACCGUGUUAAAAAUAAAUACAGAUAUAUUACCUCUAAAGUGUAGUCGUUUUAAACAGUCGGAGACGUCAGCGGCGAGAUGCAGACGAACGGAGCCGAAGACGGACAGGAGGAGCUGGAGCAGGAGCAGGAGCUGGAGCUGGAGCUGGGCUGCCUCGCGGGCGCGCAGAACGGAGAGGCUGGCUCCUCGGCUGUGGUCGCGCACGCCAACGGGCUCGUGUCCGGCACGAACGGCGCAGGUGCCGCCGGGAACAGCGACAGCGAGAGUAACGGCGUGUCCGCGGCUCCUUCCGCCGCGCUCGGCCCCUCAGGGAAGCCGAAGAGGCGCUUCAGUCAGUCGGACGAAGACCUGAUCCGACUCAUAGGGCAGCACCUACACGGGUUAGGGCUCAAUCAGACAGUGGACCUGUUGAUGCAAGAGUCCGGCUGCAGAUUGGAGCACUCCGCUGCUACCAAGUUCCGUAACCACGUGAUGGAGGGAGAGUGGGACAAGGCUGAAAGUGACCUCAAUGAAUUGAAAGCAUUGAUGCACUCUCCCAGUGCUAUUGUGCGAAUGAAGUUCUUGCUGCUACAGCAGAAGUACCUGGAGUACCUGGAGGAUGGAAAGGUGUUAGAGGCGCUGCAGGUGUUGAGAGGCGAACUCACGCCGCUCAAGUAUAACACCGACCGCAUCCAUGUCCUCAGCGGGUAUUUGAUGUGCAGCCAUGCAGAGGACUUGCGAGCAAAGGCAGAGUGGGAGGGCAAGGGGGCUGUGUCACGCUGCAGACUGCUUGACAAGCUGCAGACAUACCUGCCUCCUUCGGUGAUGUUGCCCCCACGCAGGCUACAAACUCUGCUGCGGCAAGCUGUGGAGCUGCAGAGGGAUCGCUGCCUUUAUCACAAUACAGCACUCGAUGGCAACCUUGACUCUGUUUCCUUGCUGAUUGACCACGUUUGCAGUCGGAAACAUUUCCCUUGCACCACCCAGCAGGUUCUGACAGAACACUGCAACGAGGUGUGGUUCUGCAGGUUCUCCAAUGAUGGCACCAAGCUGGCCACGGGGUCGAAGGAUGCAACUGUGAUCAUAUGGCAGGUGGAUCCUGAUACACAUCAGUUGAGAGUGCUGCGUACCCUGGAAGGCCAUGCCUACGGUGUCUCUUACCUGGCCUGGAGCCCCGACGACACGUACCUAGUAGCAUGUGGUCCCGAUGAUUGCUCUGAACUCUGGGUCUGGAAUGUCCAGACAGGGGUGCUGCGGACGAAGAUGAGUCAGUCCCACGAGGACAGCCUUACCAGCGUGGCCUGGAAUCCAGACGGCAGACGAUUUGUGACUGGGGGACAGAGGGGGCAGUUUUACCAGUGUGACCUGGAUGGGAACCUGCUGGAUUCCUGGGAGGGUGUACGGGUCCAGUGCUUGUGGUGUUUGAACGAUGGACGGACAGUCCUGGCGUCGGACACGCAUCAGCGUAUCCGUGGUUACAAUUUUGAGGAUUUGACAGACAGGAACAUAGUACAAGAAGAUCACCCUAUAAUGUCUUUUACUGUUUCAAAGAAUGGAAGAUUAGCUUUGUUAAAUGUAGCAACUCAGGGAGUGCACCUGUGGGACCUGCAGGACCGUGCACUGGUGAGGAAGUACCAAGGUGUGACUCAAGGCUUUUAUACCAUCCACUCCUGCUUUGGAGGUCUCAACGAAGACUUCAUUGCUAGUGGGAGUGAAGACCAUAAAGUGUAUAUCUGGCACAAGCGCAGUGAGCUGCCCAUUGCCGAGCUGAGCGGACACACACGCACGGUGAACUGUGUGAGCUGGAACCCCGUCUAUCCAGGUUUCAUGGCCAGUGCCUCAGAUGAUGGCACUGUAAGGAUCUGGGGCCCCUCACAGGAUCCACAGGACUGCGACGAGCUCAAUGACGGCAGCGGUGGCAUGGAUAGUUGAUGGGGAACUAUGAAGUGGAACUCUUCUCUGAAAACAAUAGUUAAAAAAAAAAAAAAAAAAAAAAAAACGGAGAGGAAUACAAAAAACAUUUGUUUGGUGAGGCAGUUACCACAGCAGCCACGCGCAUACAUUUGCAGACAAAAAGCCCCUCUCUGACUUCACACCUGGAUGCUGUGUGAUGACACGAAGCGUUGCACUUCUGCACUGUCUUCACAUCACCACCUGGGCUGCUCCUUUGCACCCGUUUCCAGCUGUCGGACUAAAUCAUGACUUGAGCCACCACCAGACACGAGACGUCUGCGGCCCUUUUACUCUUCUUCUCUUUUUUUUUUUUUUUUUUUUUAAUUCUUUCGUCCUCAUCCAAAGCAUAGCAUUGAAACUCCAACACAACAAUGUUAAAGAUCAUAUUAUUUAUAUUGAGUUGUAUAUUUAAGUGCUGACAAUAGGGUAUGACAGCUGUUCAUCUUUACAUUUAUACAAAGCUAAGCUAACACACAGAGAUAUGAUGAUGAUGAAAAGGCUCACUUGCAUCAAGACCUCCUUAAGGGGUAUGCUUGGUCCCAGGGAACCUUUUGCUUGAGUUUCAUGAGCGCUACGGAUGGGAGAGACAGAUCAUCCUUUUACAUUAUUUAUACUACUUGUAAAUCACAUGUGGAAUUAUUUAUAUACCCAUCACCCUUUUUCCUUUUGUGUGCGCUUAUGUAUUGUUUAUGCCAAGUGCAGGUAUGAUCACUCCUAUACUGACACGGUAGAAGUUAAGGUUGUGAGACUUCCUCAGUUUGUUCCUUUUUAUGUUCCAGUGGAUUACACUGCGAUUUUAAAGGACCUGACAUUUCUGUCAGUCCACGGGGCAAGAAGAGUGUCUCUGAAGGGAAAGGAGGGACUUGUACGUGCAAAAGAGUUGUGUCCUACUGCAGAAUGUUACUGAAGCUCUAGUGAAGAUCAGGGGGAGCUGGAUGGUCUCAGCGGGAUAUAGUGCUACUUCCUCAGCCGUCACACUAGAGCACUGGAAGGGCUGACAGUUUCCAAAAUAAAAUGUAAACAUGUGAUAUGGCUGACAGUACAGACAGCCAAACUGUAAAGGUAAGAUCACUUUCUGAUUCAUAACAACAAACAUGAGCGUGCUAUUAAUGUAAGCUAGGGUUUGGACCCCAUGUUUACUCUGUAUGAACUAUACAUUCAAAAUAACUGCUUUACAGAAAGCUGUACGUAAUAUGGAAAAGAUUAAUAGACAUAGAAACAAUUUGUAAUAUGGUGAAUAUGCAGUUUCUGAGCCCCUUCUCUGUCGCAUCUGUGGGGACAUUGACAAGUCAUGCCAGUGGAGACCAUCAUCUUUUGAUGUUAUAUCCUGCUGAGACUUUUUUGUCCUUGUGCUCAAGAAAGAGCCUCGAGUCCUUUGCUGUUACCCACUGCUCUAAUCGUCACAGAGUUCUGUGGAGAUGUGUACAGGGUGGGAACAUAGUACAAAUGGCAUAUAGACCUGUUUCUCCAGUGUGUUCCACUGUCCCUGUCCCCUCCUUUGCGUUUGUUAUUGUCCCCAGCUUUGACCUUAUUUUUCUUGUGUUUUAUUCUCUAUUUAUCUGCAGUGUGGUGUUUUCAUGGCCUUACCUGACCUUGGCUUUAGGUCUUGCUCAGUACAGCAGCAGCUAUAGAGCAGUACUAUUGUCUGUGAUUUUGCUUUUAAUGGCGGUAGGGGAUUACUAGCAUUACCGUACAGUUACUUUUAUUUGUUUUCUUGUAGUACAACAUUGAAAUAUGGCUAGCUUAUGGAUCUCUAUUUUUCUAUUUCUACAGCUUUUUAUCUCAUCCACUCUCUUGUAAAUGUAAAAUGUGAGCGAGAACCAAGAUGUUGAUGAUCCUUUGCACUGUUCCAAGUUAACAGGCUUAAAAUGACUACCACUUAUGACAUGUAUGCAGCGUGUUGUACAAAAGCUUGGGACCUGUAGGAUUGUACACUACAGCAUGCCAUGCUUAUGACAUAAAGGCGCCUACACAGGUGAUGGAACAGCACCAUAUCUCACCACCAGCAGAAAAGCUUCCACAAAAAUGAUGUUCUUGCAAGUUUGUCUGUUUUGUCUACAUUUAAGACUUCUGUGGUUAUUGUACCACUGUGUGCCUAGGAGCAAUGGAGGGCCUGGGUCAUUUUUCAUUUAAAUGUAUCACUCUUGCAGAUGUGAUUGUACCGUUAUGUGAUGUAGGAGAAUGUUAUGUAUGUACAUUUUAAAUAAAGCAAUCAGGGAGCUGAGAAGAGAAUCUUA
Scleropages formosus (Asian bonytongue) is the source of this 4416-nucleotide messenger RNA. Its product is annotated as WD repeat-containing protein 26-like. Gene Ontology annotation, molecular function: protein binding. Bases 326 to 2158 code for a protein of 610 amino acids. Gene Ontology annotation, cellular component: GID complex. The transcript has 15 exons. NCBI's taxonomy places the organism in Eukaryota, Metazoa, Chordata, Actinopteri, Osteoglossiformes, Osteoglossidae. The record is from RefSeq and is a predicted model, not a curated record. Gene Ontology annotation, biological process: proteasome-mediated ubiquitin-dependent protein catabolic process.